AUGCCGCCUGGACUGAUCAGUUCCGCCGCGCCUGGCAGAAAGGCCGCGCCAAAGGCUGCACCUCGUCGUCGAGCACAACCUCCCGCUGGACCACCGCCGUCUGCACAACCAGCGCCUAUUACUACACCGAGUGUUCCUCCUCAAUCGCCUCCUCCGACUCAGCCUGUCACGAUAUCUGAACCUGCUCAAGAGCAGCAGCCUGCACGUGAAGCAUCAAUUGCUCAACAGCCACAGCCACAUCCUCCACAAUCGAGUGACCCCGCACAAGAGCCGGUUGUAGAACGUGAACAAAAUGCUACAAUCGUGGCCGAUGCUCUCCCGACGCCAGCAUCGACUCAGGCAUCCGAGCAGGCAACGCAAAUACGAAGCGAGUUGGGCCCUAGUAAAGACGUGACAAGUGAUCCACCCGAACAACGAAGUGAGGCGGUGGAAGAAGAGACGAGCGAAGGGCGAUCGCAAGAUCCAGUCACGCAAAUUGUACCCGCUACUCAACAGCAACAACAGCCAUCAAGCAGUACAACCUAUGUGCCGCCCACAAGCCGGACUGCCGCACCGGCGCCCUCUCUGCCAGGACCUCCUCCCAAACGACCAGCUGUCGAUGCGCCAGAGGCCGCAACUCGAAGACCUGCGAAGAAGACGAAGAGGUCGUCCGCAAGAAGCAAUGCCACCGUACAGGCUGUCGUCCAGGGUGAAGAGGACACAACGGCGGGUGCAGCACAGGAAGAUACCACAGCACAAUCGGCGACUCAACCCGCGCCGAAACGCAAGGCAGCCGCACGAAGGAAACCUGCUGUACCAAGGAAGAAGAAGGCUGUGGUCGCAGCGUCAAGUGUAGCGACCGUUACGGCAGGAGAGGAUGUAGAAGAGGGGACGGAGACAGCUGCAGGCGCGAUUAGGACGACCGAGACAGACGCCGUGGGAGGCGCCGAAGUCGACGAUGCACAAGCCGAGGCAGAGGCGCCUGCAGUUUUCAAGCCGAAGAAGCGAAGGAAGCCUGCAAAGAGAAAAGCAAAAUCAGCAGUGACUGUGGCAGCAGAAGAUGAUGGCGAAGGAGCGGCGCAAACCGCAGAGACGCAACCGGAGGUGGAGGACGACGGAAACGAGUCUUCCGACCCAGAGCUGCACGAGAUUGACCCUAACAAGGUCUCGCUGUGGGAUAUCAGUCACGAUGCGCGACACGGCAAGAUGUCCGAGCGCGGCAAGAAAAUGGCCGAGAUCAACUGGGACAAGGUCGCUCAAGAUCGACGCGACGCAGCGAAUGCACUCGUCGCAAAUUUCCAACGCGAGCAGCAACUAGCAGAAGACAGAGCAGCUGGGAUAGAACCCGAUGCUGUUCCCUCGACUGAAGAUCCAGCUGCUACUCGCGCCUCUCAAGCGCCAGGCGAAGACAACUCCACUCCAGCACCACCUCCUCCAGCCAAUGACGACCUUGGCCUAGGCUUCAUGCUCGAUGCCGACGGCAACAUUGUCGCCGACGAAGCAACCCUGACCUUCACCCGCGACGCAGCCGCCCAAGCCGCAGCCGCCGACUCCGCGCCCGUCGAAGAAUUCAACGACCUAACGACCAACAUCAACCGCAUGACAUACAUGAACCAAAAUCGCCGGGAUCCCGCUGAUCGCUUGCCCGCCUGGAAAUGGAAAUCCGAUCCCUGGAGUGAAGACGAGACGGAUAAAUUCUACGAAGCACUGAGGAUGUUUGGAACCGACUUCUUCAUCAUCAGUAAAAUGUUCCCUCCCAAGACGCGAAGGAUGAUUAAAGCCAAAUUCACCCGCGAAGAGAAGCUCGACCCGACGCGGAUCGACGCUGCGUUGACGGGCAAGUGCACGACGCCUAUGAAUUUGGAACACUAUUCGAAAGCCACGGGAAGAGAUGUCAGCGUUUUCACGAAGUAUGACGAUCUUCAGCAUGUGCAGAAGGUCAUUGAUGAAGGGAUGAAAGAUCGGGAGGUGGCGUUGAGUGCGGACGCGAAGAGGGAUGCGAAAGAAAAGGAGAAGGAGGCGAAGGCGAAGGAAAAGGAGAAGGCGAAGGAGGAGAGGAAGGCGGCGAGGAAGGCUAAGUCGAAGAAAGCCAAAGCAGGCAUGGGUGGGUUCGGUGGAGGGAUGGGUGGCGGUGGACCGGAGGAAGAUGUUGCCGUGGAGGCGGAUUGA
Molecule: messenger RNA, 2148 nt
Organism: Zymoseptoria tritici IPO323
Lineage: Eukaryota; Fungi; Ascomycota; Dothideomycetes; Mycosphaerellales; Mycosphaerellaceae
Exons: 1
Coding region: 1-2148 (715 amino acids)
Biological process (GO): RNA polymerase III preinitiation complex assembly
Cellular component (GO): transcription factor TFIIIB complex
Molecular function (GO): TFIIIC-class transcription factor complex binding
Source: RefSeq, a predicted model, not a curated record